This is a messenger RNA of Hyaena hyaena (striped hyena), 292 nucleotides long. RefSeq names its product 40S ribosomal protein S27-like. Gene Ontology annotation, biological process: ribosomal small subunit assembly; translation. The transcript has a single exon. NCBI's taxonomy places the organism in Eukaryota, Metazoa, Chordata, Mammalia, Carnivora, Hyaenidae. Gene Ontology annotation, molecular function: RNA binding; structural constituent of ribosome. Gene Ontology annotation, cellular component: ribosome; cytosolic small ribosomal subunit. Bases 30 to 278 code for a protein of 82 amino acids. The record is from RefSeq and is a predicted model, not a curated record.
UCCGGUGGUGACAACCUCCUCACGACACCAUGCCUCUUGUAAAGGACCUCCUUCACCAGUCCACAAAAGAGGAGAAGAGGAAGCACAAGAAGAAGCACCUGGUGCAGAGCCACAACUCCUACUUCAUGGAUGUGAAGUGCCCAGGAUGUUACAAAAUCACCACCAUCUUUAGCCACGCACGAACAGUAGUUUUGUGUCUUGGCUGCUCCACUGUCCUUUGCCAGCCUACAGGAGGGAAAGCAAGGCUUACAGAAAGAUGCUCCUUCAGGUGGAAGUAGCACUAGAAGCACCC